CGACAGGCGCUUCCGCGCUUCCUCAAACAAACAAUGGUGGGGCGGGCACAGACCAGCACACAGCCGCAUGUAGGCUAGUGGAUUUGUAAAUAGAAUCAGAGGAAAUUUUUGUUUUUUAAUUGUGAUUUUAUAUUUUACAUAUAUUUUAACGUUGUACUGAAAGUUGAGCACAAUGUCAGUCUUGGAUGGUCUGAGGAACUCGCCCAAGGGACAACUUCCCUACACUCGCAGGCAUCUCGAACCUCUUGAACUGAAGCAUGCACUUGAUCAAGUUUCUCCUGUACCCUUGUCACGGCACCAUAAGGAGAGAGAGUCCUCAAAAUUCAAUUUAAGUUUUGGGCUUGACGCGUCUUCAUUUGACGACACAGAUGAUAUUAACGACGAUUUUAAUGAUAACUGCAGCCAGCAGGAUAGUUCUGUGUGGAGAAGUGACUUGUUCCGACUCAACAAAGAGUCCUUCAAGUCAACCGUUUCUAAUGGGGAAUUUGAGAAAAAAGAUCCCAGCAAAGAUGACCCACGUGGCACCACCAGACUUGCCGUCUCUGAUGUUGUUGGGCGGAGUCCUGGCACGUUGGACUGGUGGGCCCAAUUGACCACACCCGUGGACGACUCGCUACAGUUUGGCACAAGCUUGCGGGACAUCAAAGAUGCGGAAACCGCCUGGCAAGAAUGCUCAGAGCUGGCUCUGCUGGAGAGGUUGUCCCACUUUGAGAGUCAUGAGCGAAGUUUGGCCGGGCUCAUACAGCAGAGGGAGCAGGAGAUGCAGAAAAAACUGGCGCAGCAAGUGGAGGACAGGCAGAAGCUCAUUGACAGAAAGCUGAGGGAAAAGGUGCAAGAGACACAGAAAGUUUUGCAGAAACAGAAAGCAGAUCACGAGGAACAUCAAAUGAAAAUAGUCACCAAGAACAGAGAGAUAGAACGUCAGAGGCAAAAGCUGGAGGAGGAGGAGCGAGCCAGACAAGCUUUACAAAAGGAGAAACAGCAGACUCUGCGCUCAAUUCUUCAAGAAGUUGAUGAGAACAGACGCAAGUUCAACGAGAUACUGGAAGCUUGCCCCCACAAAGAUCAGUUGGAUGAAGUCGUGGGCAAGUUUAAACUAGUCCUGGACAGAUUUGGCUCCAAGUCAGACCUGCAGACGAACGCCCCCCUCGAUGAUGUCAUCAGCAAGUUUGAAGACCAGAGGCUAAAGAGUCACAAGGCUGUGGAGUUCCUGAAAGCAAAGAUUGCUGAGGCAGAUGCUAGAUCCCAGCAAGAAGCACAGAAGAAGAAAGAAGAAGAAGAAGCGAAAGCAAAGGAGGAGAAAAGGAAGGCAGAGACCAAGAAGCUGGAAGAGCAGGCUGCUGAAGACUGUGGUGUGCAAGCCCUGGCGUACAUCCUCAGAGAGUUUGCCGCCAAACACAAGAAGCUGUCGGAAGUGCAGUCGGGGCUGCAGGCUUUCAUUGACAACGCUCAGCUGAAGAAACAGCGGUUUGACCUCCAGCGCGCUGUGAACACGCCCAUCAACGCCAUUUCUGCGCUGAGCGGCGCCCACCUGCGCGACAAGCUGCAGCGUCUGCACGACCUUUUGGGAGGCCGGCCGGUGGAGGUCUCGGGCAAGCGUGUGCAGGCGACGGUCGUGGCUGAGGGCCCGAUGUUCUGUCAGAACCUGGUGGCGAAGAUGUUGGUGCGCAAGGGAGAGGAGCAGGUGACAUCCAAGCACGAGUCGGCGUUCGCCAUCGGCGCGGUGGCGGUGGCUCUGUGGGCCGAGUUCCCGCUGGUGGGAGAGCUGUUCAUGGCCCACCUGCACGCCGUGUGCCCGUACGUGCUGCCGCUCUACGCAGUGCGCCAGGGAGGACAGUCCAGCGCAGACUUCCACAGAGCUCAAGGUUACAAGAUCGCGGACGACGGGAGCAUCGAAGACCAGGACAAGUUCCUGCGCCGGAUGUCGGGCCUCAUGCGGCUCUACUGUGCCUGUUUGGUGGCCCCCGUCCCGCCAAAGGGGCCUAACUGCCCGCACCCGCAGGGCCUGGAGCACGCCUGGCGCUGGCUGGCCCGCGUCCUCGACCUUGAACCCCAACCCGACGUGACGGCGGCCUUGAUCCACGACAUGCUGUCGGUGGCGGGCCACGCCCUGUGCGCCGAGUACCGCGGCCAGUUUGCCAAGCUGCUGCGCCUCCUGCACGCCCAGUACCUCCCCAAGCUGAAGAGCGUCUCGGUGACCAGCGCCAUCGUGGGACGGCUGGAGAUCUUCCUCGAGACUGCGGUGAAGAACAACUGCCGCAUACCUCCGCCUGAGGGGAUCCUGCCGCAGAACUUUUGGUUUAGGUGAUGAUGAAAUUUUGUGGCAUAGGGGGUUCCGUUCCCUCCCUCCCUCCCUCCUAAGGAAGGACUUGAGUGUUGCAGUUCCGGGGAAGAAUAUCUCACGCUGUCUUAGGGGGCUUCUAGAAUGUCUGGUAUGGGUGAUGAGUAAGUGCGAAAUACGGUACCCCCCACUAAAGGACUUCUGGCUCAGAGUGUUUUUGGUAGGGGGGGGGGGG
Molecule: messenger RNA, 2516 nt
Organism: Aplysia californica (California sea hare)
Lineage: Eukaryota; Metazoa; Mollusca; Gastropoda; Aplysiida; Aplysiidae
Product: nucleoporin GLE1
Exons: 14
Coding region: 173-2308 (711 amino acids)
Biological process (GO): regulation of translational termination; regulation of translational initiation; poly(A)+ mRNA export from nucleus
Cellular component (GO): cytoplasm; nuclear pore cytoplasmic filaments; nuclear pore
Molecular function (GO): phospholipid binding; inositol hexakisphosphate binding; translation initiation factor binding
Source: RefSeq, a predicted model, not a curated record